UAAUUGCGAGAUUUUUAAUAUCUUUUAUAUUUCAAAUUAUAUAAGUUUCUCAUACAUUAUAUUUUUAAAAUCUAUUUGCUUUUAGAUGUCGAAGAUAAUAUUUUUGAUCGCUUUCCUGGCACAUGCCGUUGUAACCAUCGCAACCGAUACAAAAAUCGUUUGCUAUUAUGGUAGCUGGGCUGCUUAUCGCCCUGGACUUGGAAAGUUCGAACCUACCGAUAUAGAUCCGACAUUAUGCACUCAUAUGAUCUAUACUUUUAUUGGUAUUGCUAAUGAUGGUAAUAUCAGAAUAUUAGAUAGUUGGAUGGAUCUACCAAGUGGCAAGGAUGGUUAUGGAAAAUUUACUAGACUUCGUCAAUUGAGCCCUAAUACUAAGGCAUUAAUAGCGAUAGGUGGUUGGAACGAAGGAUCCUAUAAGUAUUCUGAAGUUGUUGCUAAUCCUGAAAUUCGAAUUCGAUUCGUCAAAAACGUGGUUGCCUUUUUGAAAAAAUAUAAUUUUGAUGGUUUCGACGUAGAUUGGGAAUAUCCGAAUCAACGUGGUGGCAAAGAAGCUGACAAAAAAAACUUUAUUGCCUUGUUAAAAGAAUUAAGACAAGAAUUCAAUAAACAUAAUUACAUCCUCAGUAUAGCGGUUGCUGCUGCUAAAUCUUCAGCUUUGAAAUCAUAUCAUAUUUCUGAAGUAUCGAACUAUGUUCAUUUUAUUAAUCUUAUGACGUACGAUUUAAAUGGAUCGUGGAACAAUUUUGCAGCGAUUAAUGCUCCUCUAUACGCUUCCUCUAGCGAAUCUGGAGCUCAAGCUGAGCUUAACGUGAAUUCGUCUGUUCAAUAUUGGCUUUCAGAAGGUGCACCAGCUAAUAAGCUCAUUGUUGGUAUUCCAGCUUACGGUAGAUCUUUCACUUUGGCAAAUUCCAUAAACAAUAAACCAGGAGAUAAAACUAUAGGUGCUGGACAAGCUGGACCUUACACACGAGAAAAUGGUAUGCUUGGUUAUAAUGAAAUUUGUGAAUUCAUUGAUCAGGGUUGGACCGUGGUACGCGAACCUGAACAACGUGUACCUUAUGCUUUUAAAAACAAUCAAUGGGUUGGAUAUGAUGACGUCGUAUCUGUUGAAGAAAAGGUUAAUUAUGUUAAAUAUAAUGGCCUCGGUGGUAUAAUGAUGUGGAGCGUCGAAACUGAUGAUUUCCAUGGUACGUGUGGUGAAAAGUAUUCACUUUUGAAUACAAUAAAUAGAGUGUUAAAGGGACAUAAUCCAUCUACUGCAACUACGACUGCUGCAUCCACAACUAGUGGUAUAUCGAAUAGCACAACAACUAUCGUAUCUAGUACAACUAUUUCUACGUCGACUAGUACAACAACUAUUGCAUCCACUAGUACAUCAACUAUACCAUCGUCAUCUGUACCAUCGUCAUCAUCACCGAAUUCUGUGUGCACACAGGAGGGCUACGUUCGAGAUCCACAAGAUUGUUCAAUAUUUUAUUAUUGUCGAAAUGUAAACGGUAAAUACAUUAUAAACAAAUUCCAUUGUCCUAAAAAUCUUGUAUUUGAUACAAAGAUCAAUAAUUGUAAUUACAAACACAAUGUUCCUGAUUGUGCAUAAAAUCGAUAUAAAUAAACUAUAUAAA
Molecule: messenger RNA, 1622 nt
Organism: Apis dorsata (giant honeybee)
Lineage: Eukaryota; Metazoa; Arthropoda; Insecta; Hymenoptera; Apidae
Product: chitinase-3-like protein 1
Exons: 4
Coding region: 86-1597 (503 amino acids)
Biological process (GO): chitin catabolic process; carbohydrate metabolic process
Cellular component (GO): extracellular region
Molecular function (GO): chitinase activity; chitin binding
Source: RefSeq, a predicted model, not a curated record